Notechis scutatus (mainland tiger snake) is the source of this 3557-nucleotide messenger RNA. Lineage: Eukaryota; Metazoa; Chordata; Lepidosauria; Squamata; Elapidae. The record is from RefSeq and is a predicted model, not a curated record.
CUGCUUUCCAGGCCAUGCUUUCUGAUGGAUGGACUGUGCGCCUUGGGAUUCUGCUUAUGCUCCAAGGAAUGACGAGUGGGGAGAAGAUAACAGAGACUGGAUCCUGCCAGCCACAGCCUUCCUGCCAUGAGUGCAUUCAGUCCCACCCUAGUUGUGCCUGGUGCAAGCAGCCGGAUUUCGUACAAGCAGGAGAGUCUGACGCAGAGCGUUGUGCCCCUCAGCCAGAGUUGGAGUAUCGUGGCUGCCUUGCCAGUGAGAUCAUAGAUCCCCAAGGCAAGCAGCAUAUUUUGGAGGACAGGCCUCUGAAAGAUAACAUCUACCACGAAAACAUCACACAACUGUCACCCCAAAGAAUAGUUCUUCAGCUUCGGCCUGGCUAUGUUGGCCGGCGUUGUGAUUGCAGGAAAGAUGAAUUACUUGGUUCAGAAGCUCUAACCCUAGCAAGUGGGUCCUUCUGCAGUUGUGACAAUGUUGCCUGUGAACGACAUAAUGGGCAACUCUGUGCAGGUAACGGGCAGUGCAGGUGUGGUCAUUGCCAAUGCCAGGCCAAUUACACUGGCAAUGCAUGUGAGUGCAGCCUGGAUACCAGUGGAUGCACCCAAGAGGGCAAGAUCUGCAAUGGGCAUGGCCACUGCGUCUGCAACCGAUGUCAGUGUGACGUUGGGUGGUUGGGCAGCCACUGUGUUGACCACCAGAUGCCCUGUGAGGUGCACAGGGAUUGUGCGGAGUGCAAGGCUUUUGGAACUGGACCACUAAGUCAGAACUGUAGCAAUUCCUGCAGCCAAACGGUGAGAAUGUUGGUGGCACCCGUGGAUGAGAGAUGGUGCCAGAUGAAGAGAGGAGAUGGACACCUCCUCAUUUAUCUCAUUGAGGAGGACAAGACAGGCAGCAUCCUCCUUACGGUGAAUGACCCAAAGGUGCCGGAUUCUACCAGGCAGCUGAAUCUUAUGCCAGUGUUAAGGAGUGCGGGGAUUGUGGUGAUCAUAGGGCUGGCUCCCAUUGUCCUGCUCCGAGUCAUUGUGGAGAUCUGUGACCGGUGGAAUUUCAGACACCUUGAAAGAGAACGAAGAAAUGCUCUGUGAUCUCAGUCAUCAACCCCCAGUACAAUGGUUAUGAAAACAUUGCAAACACAACUUGACAACACUGUGCCAGCAGCUGAAGAUGAUGUAUGAAUUUGAAGGAGAGACACCUGCAUGAGAAUUUUCUAGAGCAAGUCCUAGAUGUAAUUCGACCUACAUCACCAGCUAAUCUCAAGUGGGUUUGAAACAAUGAACCAACAUGGGCAGCAAAAUCUCAAAGUGGUCAACCAAUAAAACCUUUAUUGUACUGUGCUUUUACUUAACAUCAUGUGUUUUGUGCUUGGAAAAACGUAGCAUGUCCAACAGGGCCCUGAAAUGCUGCAGCUGUUUUUCAACAUUAUGCAUAAAAUUUAUGUUCACCUUGAGCAAAACCUCACAUCUCUUGUAUAUGCCUCACUUUCUGAUAAACCUCUAAAUGGUUCAUCCAUACUGAUUGUACUGUACUGGGUGCCACUAACCCCAGUACUGUUAAUAAGGGUCAUUCCUCACUUGCAUCUACCCAUGACACAAACUUGUCCUGGAAAGAUCUUUCUGAUGGGUUCUGUGGUGUGGCUUUAAUUUCACCUCUAGCCCAUAGAUAAAAUAUUUUUAAAGUUGUUCUUGGCCCUAUUGGUGGUAACAACAGCCACAAAACACAGCUACAUUGAGAUGAAGCCAUAGGGAUAGGCAUAGUCACAGAGAGCUUGUUUGGUGUAGUGGUGAAGGUGUUGGCCUAGAAACCAGGAGACUCUGAGUUCUAGCCCUGCCUUAGGCAUGAAAACCAGCUGGAUGACUUUGGAGCAGUCACUCCCUUUCAGCUCAACCUACCUCAGAGAGUUGGUGUUAUGAGGAACAUAGGGAGAAGUAUUAGCUAUGUUCACCACCUAUAAAUAAAAGGCAGGGGAAAAAUAUCUAAUAAAAAAGUAAAUAAAACAGGAAUCUUUUCAAGCUUUGGGCUCACAAUCAAUCUUGUCCUCCACCCAUUCUGUUGUUGUAUCCCUAAAGGAUGGACACAAUAGCCAGUCCCUUCAGAUUCACACAGCCCUGUCAAAGCUGCAUCUUUUAGCAUUGGGUUUCUCCUUGUAUUCUUCUGGCAAUCCAAUUUCACACUGGACUAAUUUAGUGAUGCCUUAAUGGCAGACAGACAGCAGUAAUUCAGCCAAAGUGAAAUGGUCUAACAGGAGCAGACACCCCUUCCUUCCAAUGAAGUUAGGUGGUUUAAAGUCUCUGUACUUCACCAAUAUGCCCAAGGUUGGAAAUUGUAUAUUUCUGGAACCAUUAACCUGGAAGUUUAGGAACCAGACAUUUAACUUCCAGCAUAACCACUGAUCUGGGCAUAGUCAACAUAAAACAUACCUCUUCCCCACAGUAUACCUACAGCGAUAUUCUGAGCAGCUAUCAUUGCAAGCUGCUAUACAUACGGUAACAUGAACCUGAUAAGUGUAUUUUUUCUUCUUCUUUUAUUAGGAAGGCAUAUUCUCCUAGAUUUAAAAUUGAAAGCCCAGACAGCUAUUGACAGAGCUAUGGUCAGUAUGGACUAGCAACUUAAUUAUCUUUUAGAGUCAGCCCUACCACUCUGGCUAUAACCUAGUCCACCACUGGAAUGCAACUCCAGAAAACUAAAAGAUCAUUCGAAUCUGGUCAAGACAGUAUUGUGCCAUCUUCUCUGUGCCUGUGUUCCACUGCAGAGCCUUCAUGGAAGUACGUGGCAGAAUAAAACAAAUUGGUCAAAGAAGAUGCAACACCCAAGCUAAUGGUGUGGAGAAGCAGUGAAGCUAAGGUUUGGGAGGGAAAGCAAGCUGAGUUUAUUCCAAUUAUUGAAAUAGAACGCAGACACACAAAAAGGAAAAGACGCCACACUGUAAUGGUAAAAAGAUACAAGUUUAUAGCAUCUUAUAAAAACUACAAUUUAAAAGUGAUCCUGUCCUUGGGUAACACACCCCUGCCCCUAUUCCCUUCCCUGCAAAAUCAGUGAGUUAAAGGGAAGGAAAAUAAAUUAUCUUAGAAAAAGCUAUCGGACCUUCACAUUAAGUCCAGAGGCUAUCUGGUCAGGCUGAAGUGCUAGAUUGUUUUCCUUUCAGGAGGCCUAUGUAAAAGCCAAAUAUGAACUGCAAGAAAAGAUCCUUUACAUUUUCUUCCUAUUUGAACAAACUCCUAAAUUAAGACCACCAGCAGCACAUCGGAAAGCACCUUAAGGCACCUGAUCCAUGUGACAAGUACGAUUUGUCCUUCUGCUACCAGCACCCAGGAAAAAGAAUGGGAAUAGCAACAGCUCCCAAUGGCAUCCAUUGUCAAAAUGGGAUUUCUCACUUCCAUGGAGGAAAGGAAGUAAGAUGGAGGACACGGGGAAAUAAAGCUCCUUCAAAAAUGUGCCCCUGGCUGCACUUUAGGGCAACCCAAAUACAGGCAUUCCUCAGGGUACACAGAUUCCAGUCCACCUGACUUUCACACAGGUUGGCUUGCAUACACUACCAUGUUGUAUGCACACAAGACAGUAUC